CAUAUUUACUGUUUAUAAAAUUUUGAAAAAAAACUCUAUUUUUAUAUUGGUUUCCUCAUAUGCCAUUACCACGAAAUUGAAUUAUGCCAGGCGAUUCAUACUCGUGAGUAUCUAGGCUUCCUCAGCAGUUUGGCCUAACUAAACCCAUAUUAAUUUUAAAGCCCUUGCCACGUGUGACUCAUUAGAAUAUUGCCUGCUUGAAGGAAAUUCCGAAAUGAAUUUCAUGCGAUAAACUAGGCUGAUAUUUCAAAUAAAAGUUAAAAAAAUUACGUUUCGUUCAAUUAUAGAAAUCAGCAUUAUUUAGAAAAUAAAAGAAACCUUGGUUUUUCCAUUUCCAUCUGCAACUCCAACCAAUUAACGAAUGCGUAAUUAAUCACAUGCUCCAAACCAUAUAAGAGUGUUUGCAAAUAAACCGCAAUAAUUUAUAUAUGCAUAUUCAUAAUGAACUCAGUGAUUCGCCGAUUUGUUUACUAUCAGUAACUAUCCAUCAUAAUUCUCAUAAAAAGUAACAACUCCGAACGAAAAUUCGAAAAAAAACAAAGCUAAACACUUUGCUAUAAAAGUGAAAUAUUUUCGUUUGCAAAUCAGUUAUCAAUCAGAUUUCGUUAACAAAGCAUUCAACGAUGAAAUACUUCGCACUUUUACUGGCCACCUUGAUCGGAGUGAGCCUUGCCUCACCUUACUCUCAGGCUUCAGGAGUCAUAGAAGAAGAUUGGCGCGGCAAUUUGCAACAGAACUCCGACUACUAUGUUAGCCAGAAUCCCGUCUCUUGGUUCGCUGCCAACUACUUCUGCUACUCCAACGGCUGGUCGCUGGUCGCACCCAAUAGCUUCACGUCUGACCUUCUGUUGAAAGGCUUCAUUGAACUAUUCGGUCUGACUCAAAAUAAUUACUGGACUGCUGGUAAUCGUUUGGCCAACGAGUCAACUUGGCUCUGGGGUCUUGACGGCAAGAACUUCUCCUUCACCAAUUGGGCUGUCAGCGAACCAGUGACCUCUGGUGAUUGCCUGUUAGUGCAAACUAAUACCACUGAUAUUUUAUGGGCCAACCAGGAUUGUGCUGUACAGAAUGACUUCAUCUGCCAGAAGACAGUUUCCACAAAUUAAUGUGGAACAAAAAUUGGACCCCGACGCGGAAAAAAUAUUUGCAAUGGCGCUUUUGAGAAUGUAUAUGUACUUGUAUAUGUGAUACAAAACAAAAAACAAAAAACGAUUAUAAAAAAAUAAAGCAGUAUAAAUUUAAA
Bactrocera neohumeralis is the source of this 1243-nucleotide messenger RNA. RefSeq names its product perlucin-like. Gene Ontology annotation, molecular function: carbohydrate binding. The transcript has 3 exons. The record is from RefSeq and is a predicted model, not a curated record. Gene Ontology annotation, cellular component: external side of plasma membrane. The coding region runs from base 624 to 1106 and encodes 160 amino acids. NCBI's taxonomy places the organism in Eukaryota, Metazoa, Arthropoda, Insecta, Diptera, Tephritidae. Gene Ontology annotation, biological process: biological process involved in interspecies interaction between organisms.